This is a messenger RNA of Striga asiatica, 1455 nucleotides long. The record is from the annotation of a GenBank genome assembly. NCBI's taxonomy places the organism in Eukaryota, Viridiplantae, Streptophyta, Magnoliopsida, Lamiales, Orobanchaceae.
AUGGAACGGACAGAUCAGAACAUUCGCAAUACUCAGAGGCGCAGAGCUGACAAAGGCAGGAGAAGUUGGAGUAAGCACGAGGAGGAAAUUCCUAUUGUUGCAUUGAAAGAGGUUGUUGCAAAUGGUACUGAUUUGAAAGGACUUCCCCACAUCAACUCCAAGAUCCAUGUCUGGAAGAAGGAUUACAGUAGCCUCCUGUCCAUGAUCUCUAGGACGGGCAUGGGAUGGAAUGACUCGACUAAAAUGGUUGAAGCAAGUGAUGAGGCAUGGGCAUCAUGCGUAAAGAGCUGGCCGUAUUAUCCCGAUUGGGUAAAUAUCUUUGGGAAAGACAGGGCAACUGGGGAGCAUGCGGAGGAUAUAGGUAAUGCUGCAAGUCAACCAUUUCAUGAUGCAACGGGUGUGUUACCUUAUUUUGUUGAAGCGGAAGCAGAAGCAGAUUUGGGUGGAGAUGAUCCUGACUGGAUGACGUCUGAAUCAGAAAGUCGUGCACAAGGUUCUACUUCUUCUAGGAAAAGUAAAGGAUCAAAAAGAAAGUCCACACAAGCAAAUGAAGAUAUGACCUCCGUGUUCCGCAACUUCUGCUCUGAGACUGGGGUACGUUUACGUGAGAUUGCGCAGAAAAUAGGUUACGAAUAUGAUGUCUCCGCUGCUCGGAAAGAGGUGUAUUAUGAAGUGGGGAAAAUCCUCGGCUUAAAUAUGCAAGAGAAGUUGGUGGUAUGUAGGUUGCUUGUCAGAAAUACUGAGGACUUGGAACUAUUCUUCAGCUUAUCGGACGAUGCAAAAGCAGAAUUUGCACGAAUGAAGCUAUCUGCCCUCUCAGAUACUCGUCUCCCACUCUCACGGAGGUAUCUGCACGACCGGCGGCAGGCGCUCGCUUCUUCACCAGACUCCAUUCAGUCUCUCCCACCUGCAAUUUGCGAAUAUCAUGAGUCCGAGCUUCCAAAGAAAUGUAUAAUCGAGACUAGAGAAGGAAGUGAGUAUGAAGUGAUGAUGAAAAUGGUGGAUAAUGACCCGACCUUGGUUGAUGGAUGGGAUACUUACAUUCAAGAAGAAUACAUUGAACUGCAUAACAUUAUGUUUUUCAAACGAAAGAGCAAGUUCCGUUUCAACGUUAUGGUGACGGACAAAACAGGGUUAGAGAGACCGCCAAUACACCACUUUUGUUUGGACAUAAAAAAAUCUCACAUUGAGCGGGCUCGCUUGCCAAUUCCAAUGCCGUUUUGGAGAGACCACAUCGAGGAUAACUAUGACAACUACACCACGGCGGUCCUCAUCUUCGAUAAUAAGGUUUAUGAAGUGGAUGCAAUUCAUGGCAAUGGGAAGAAAUUGUUGCAAUACCGUGGAGCUCGUAAGUUUGUGACUGACAGUGGUAUUGUCGUUGGUUCUUCAUGCAUGUUUACACACGUCGGACCUCACAACCAGGAUGAUGUGAUCACGUUCAGGGUUAAGAUUUAA